Gossypium arboreum is the source of this 1755-nucleotide messenger RNA. RefSeq names its product probable UDP-arabinose 4-epimerase 3. Lineage: Eukaryota; Viridiplantae; Streptophyta; Magnoliopsida; Malvales; Malvaceae. Gene Ontology annotation, molecular function: UDP-glucose 4-epimerase activity. Gene Ontology annotation, cellular component: cytosol. The record is from RefSeq and is a predicted model, not a curated record. Bases 333 to 1571 code for a protein of 412 amino acids. The transcript is spliced from 9 exons. Gene Ontology annotation, biological process: beta-D-galactose catabolic process via UDP-galactose, Leloir pathway.
CGUUUGAUUAAUAGUUGACAGUUGAAAGACGCCAUGGACGCGGAGAAAACUCCGCCAAUAUCACCUCUUUUUCUCUCUUUUUCCCUUCAAAGCUUUUUCUCUUCCUUUAUAUUGAAAUCUACUUAUUUGACCUCGAAAUCCCACUCUCAGUUUUACUCUCCUUUUUUCCCCUUUAUACGUUUAUUUUUUUCCUCUCACGUUUCCAAUCUUCGUGGCAUAUUUGCCAUAAAAGCAUUUGGAAGGAAAGGUUCUUUGAUUGAUCAUUGAAAAGCAAGACAUAUAUUGUUGUUUAUUAAGCAGCAUAUAUAUAAACCAUAAGUUUUUUUUCCCAAAUGCUAAAUUUUGCAAGAGGAAGAAGCCAAGCAAGGUCCAAUCGAUCAAUGCCCAUUGCAGUGAUGGAAUACCCUGAUCCUAAAAGGAAGAGCAAUAUUUUUGGGAAAUUACUUAUGGCUGCAGCACUUACAGCUUUGUGCAUUAUAAUGCUCAAGCAUUCUCCAUCCUUCAGUACUCCAACUCAUUUCUCCCGACAUGAAAAAGGGGUAACUCACGUGCUUGUAACUGGAGGUGCCGGAUAUAUCGGGUCGCAUGCUGCUUUACGUCUUCUUAAGGAGUCAUUCCGUGUAACGGUUGUGGACAAUCUUUCUCGUGGAAACAUAGGUGCCAUUAAGGUUCUACAAGAGUUAUUUCCAGAACCUGGAAGGCUUCAAUUCAUUUACGCUGAUCUAGGGGAUCCAGAUGCUGUAGACAAAAUAUUUUCUGAGAAUGCAUUUGAUGCUGUUAUACACUUUGCUGCAGUUGCAUAUGUUGGGGAGAGCACAACUGAUCCUCUAAAGUAUUAUCACAACAUUACUUCAAACACCUUGAUGGUCUUAAAAUCGAUGGCCGUCCACGGUGUUGGGACUUUGAUAUAUUCUAGUACAUGUGCCACGUAUGGUGAGCCUGAAAAGAUGCCGAUCACUGAAGAAACCCCGCAGGUUCCAAUCAAUCCAUACGGAAAAGCUAAGAAGAUGGCUGAAGAUAUGAUUCUGGAUUUCUCUAAGAAUUCGGACAUGGCGAUUAUGAUUCUAAGAUACUUCAAUGUGAUCGGAUCAGAUCCCGAAGGAAGAUUAGGCGAGGCUCCAAGACCCGAGUUACGUGAACAAGGACGGAUUUCGGGUGCUUGUUUCGAUGCAGCUCGUGGGAUCAUCCCCGGUAUAAAGGUGAAAGGAACAGACUAUAAAACACAUGACGGAACAUGCAUACGCGACUACAUCGACGUUACCGACCUCGUUGAUGCUCACGUUAAAGCUCUUCAACACGCAAAGGCCCAUAACGUUGGAAUCUACAAUGUUGGUACCGGAAAAGGAAGAUCAGUGAAGGAGUUCAUAGAGGCAUGUAAGAAAGCCACGGGGGUGGAUAUAAAAGUCGAGUAUCUUCCUCGCCGUCCCGGGGAUUACGCAGAAGUUUUCAGCGAUCCUACUAAGAUCAGACGCGAACUGAACUGGACAGCUCGGUUUACCGAUCUGCAGGAAAGCUUAGGGAUUGCGUGGAGAUGGCAAAAGGCACAUCGUAACGGAUACAGUUCGUUGUAGAUGAUGAUUGCUUGACUAGUUCAGUGUUGUUCUUCUAUAUUUGGCAUGGAAGGGAGGGAAAGUAGAGAUUAUAAUUUUCAACUGCUAUUAUAACCCAUUAUUUGGGUAUUUAUACAGAGCAUCCAAUUCAUCAUAUGUAUAACUAUAUUUAUUUUAUUUUAUUUAUUUUAUUUUAUAUAUCUUA